AUGGAGCAACGACGCUUCUUUGGUAUACCCCUGAGGAAAACUGGGGAAGGGAUACGCAUUUCGUGGGACGCGCACGCGUAUCCACAACAAGCUUUGAUCAGCAGAAGCCGCCCCAUCAGAUCCAACAUCGGGACGACGGGAACAUUAGAUAAAAUAAGCCACCCACCAUCCUCAGCCCUUCAAAACGUGGCCUACCCCUACGUACUCAAGUGCAGCGCAAUGGCGUGGUCAGUCCAGAAGAAAAAACCUCCAGCCGUGCUUCUCAUCAAGGCCGGCGUUGUUCUGCUUGUCAUUUAUUUUCUCCUCUCCGUAUUCCUGCCCUCUGUACCACUUUGGACCCCUCUGAACCUCUCAUCACUCCACGCCAACAAAACCGACACCUUCUCAAACGUCGCCGCAAUCAUCGAAGACCGGCCUCUGAGCAAUCUCGCGCCAUUAAUAUUGCAUUUCUCCUCAGUCCUCGGUCCAGACUGGCCAAUUGUGCUCUUCACCUCCACGGGAAGCAGUCUGCUAAACCAAUCGGCCGCCUUCCAGCGAGCCGUGGACGAGGGCAGGAUAUCUAUAUGGGCGCUGCCAGAGGAUACGCAUUUUGAAAACCAUGCGGCUGUUUCGGAACUUCUCACCGCGCCAUGGUUCUGGGAGCAGCUGGCGCCAGCCGGACACGUUCUCCUGUUCCAAGCCGAUAGCAUAAUCUGCGCGAACUCCGAGCUUCGCAUGGAAGACUACCUGCAGUACGAUUUCGUCGGAGCGCCGGUCGAUGUGCCAGUAGGGGGGACAGCUGGCCACGGCGAGGGAUAUAAUGGGGGAUUAUCGUUGCGGAAUCGCUCGAUGGUACUUGAUAUUGUGAAGCAGGAUAGUUGGAAAGGGGAGAUGGAAUCUGGGGCAAUCAGUCAGGAGGGGUGCGUGACGAAGGCUCCGUGCUUGAAGUUUGAGGAUCAGUGGUUUUAUCAUAAGAUGAAAGAUAUACCCGGUGCGAGUCUGCCUAGCAAGGAAGUUGCUUCUACUUUUGCCGUCGAGACCGUUUGGUAUGAUACGCCGCUUGGGUAUCAUCAGGUGGAGAGAUGGAAUGCAAAUAGGAUGGAUAAGGUGGCACAGUGGUGUCCGGAGUAUAAAAUGGCCACGACGGAUUUGCUUGUUAAGCAUGGGAAGGCGAAGGGGUCAUAA
Messenger RNA from Lachnellula hyalina, 1164 nucleotides. RefSeq lists its product as uncharacterized. Bases 1 to 1164 code for a protein of 387 amino acids. The transcript has 3 exons. The record is from RefSeq and is a predicted model, not a curated record. Lineage: Eukaryota; Fungi; Ascomycota; Leotiomycetes; Helotiales; Lachnaceae.